AUGAGUUUACUAUUCCAUUUCGUUGAGGCACUGAAGAAAAAUGUAUAUAAUGCAUAUGAGGGAUCUGCUGUUUUACUAUCUGCUACUCGUUCUAGUUCCUUACUAUUUCGAGCCAACAAGAAAGAGCUCAGGAAUCUUGUGGCUUCAGCUUUGAAUGAAAAGUCUAGGUCACAAGUAACUGAGAACCUCCAUAAUAUCAGGGGCAGAUUUUUGGCAGACAUCUUGAGGGUUUUACGACACAUGGCAUUGGAUCUGUGUAAGACUCCUCUCCCUUUCUUGUGGAGGAAAACCGGUCCCUCAGCAGAAGAAUCCUGGUUAUCAGAGUUGCAAACACUUCGUGCUAAACAUGCUGGGAAGAGUUAUUGCGGUGCUCUGACAACAACGGGCAGCAAGGGCAUGCCUUGGUUUGACACCUAA
Molecule: messenger RNA, 417 nt
Organism: Prunus armeniaca (apricot)
Lineage: Eukaryota; Viridiplantae; Streptophyta; Magnoliopsida; Rosales; Rosaceae
Source: the annotation of a GenBank genome assembly